AUGUGGACGGGCGAAGUACUAGUCCUCUUCUUCGGCUGGGAAGUACUAGUCCUCGCUGGGACGUGGGAGAGACACGAGGCCUUGGAUCGAGAUGGGAUCGUGAAUUUGUUCUGGACUCCGGAUUUGGAGAAUGGGGUGAUCACGUUCGAGCUGCAUGCGAGGACUCGGGGAUGGGUCGGAUUGGGAUUCUCGGCCAACGGUGCCAUGGACGGAUCCGACGUCGUCGUUGGGUGGAUCAAGGAUGGACAGACUUUCUUCACGGACCGACACGCAGAAGGGAAUCAGCCUCUGGUGGACGGGAGCCAGGACUACGAACUCCUCUUCGCGUCUGAGGACGAAGACGGACUGACCCUGCGAUUCAAGCGUCGCGUCGACACCUGCGACGAAGACGACUUCUACAUCACGAGUGACACGUGCAGCCUGAUAUACGCGUACGGGGAGACGGAUCCGGACGGGGAAGAUCCCUUCUACCACGGGCGGGACCGUUGCGGCGUGAAGUCCGCGAAUCUCCUCGACCCGCAAAUCGAGCUGAGGAACGACAUCGUCAUCCCGCCCUCGCCCACCACCUACUGGUGCAGCCUGUUCGAGGCACCAGCCAUCGACGCCAAGCAGCACGUCAUCGGGUACCGCUCUCGAGUCACGAAGGGGAACGAGGCGUACGUGCACCAUCUGGUGGUGAGUCUGUGCAAGACGAACGAGAGCGACGCGGAGCGCUUCGAGCAGUUCCUGCGGGACCAUCCCCGUGGUGCCUCCUGUCACCGCCCGGAAGUGGAUCUCCUCGUCGGGAAUUGCCAGGGCGUCCUCAUGGGCUGGGCCGUCGGCGGAGUGGUGACGUUUCUCUUCCUUGCUCGCUUGCGGUUCCAAUGGUCGACCUUGCAUCGUGUAUUGUCAAGUAUCGACAGGCUCGCCGUUGGAGCAAAUUUCCCAAAGCAAGCCGGCUACCCCCUCCGACCAGCCUCGGAGGGCCCGACGUACUACCGGAUGCAGAUGCAUUACGACAACCCGCAGCUGGUCGACGGGAUCCGCGACGGCUCCGGCCUCACGGUCUAUUACACGAGCAGGCUCCGUGCCUACGACAUGGGCACCAUCGUCUUCGGGCACGAGGUCAUCUACACGCAGCUCGUCCCACACGGAUUGAGCCACUUCAUGACCGUGGGACACUGUUCAGCGGAAUGCACGAAGAAGUUCCUCCCUCCUGAGGGGAUUCGCAUCUUCGCCGGACUCCUGCAUUCCCACCUCCUCGGGAGGAAGAUGAAAGCCCGCGUGUUCAGAGACGGGAAGGAACUUCCCUGGAUCCUCCACGACGAUCACUACGACUUCGACUACCAGCAGAGCCGCAUCCUAAGAGAGGAGUUCAACCUUCUUCCCGGCGAUCACGUCACCGUCGAAUGCGAACUGGACUCCUCGGCCCGGGACAACGCGACCCUCGGCGGACUGACGACCCACGACGAAAUGUGCGAGUUCUUCGUCACGUAUUACCCCAGGGUGGAGGGCAUGAACCUCUGCCUCUCGGCCGUGGGAUACGAGUACGUCCACGCGACCUUUGACCUCGGCGAUAUCCGACUCGACCCGUGA
Molecule: messenger RNA, 1575 nt
Organism: Darwinula stevensoni
Lineage: Eukaryota; Metazoa; Arthropoda; Ostracoda; Podocopida; Darwinulidae
Source: the annotation of a GenBank genome assembly